UCACCUUUCCCCAGGGUUGGCCAAGGGCUUUGUGCCCCUCACCGUCUCCAUAGGAAUCCUGCUUUCCCAGUCAGCGUCCAGUUCUGUCCUCUCCUAGUCCGAGGUGCGGCCUUGCUCUUCUCCCUGAGGAGAGACCGAGUUCCCACGAUGGCCCGCCUGGAGCCCCCAGCUGGCUUUGGGGGCACUUUCCGAACCCAGCUCUCUUUAGGACCCAGGGGAAGUCAUUUACCCCACGCCUGUCCCCUGGUUGAGUUCCUGGUUUCAGAGGUGGGAAGAGCCAUCACCGUACAGGUGACAUUGGUUCCUGUGUCCAGAAUCCAGGCUAGAAGCCUCUUGUGCCCCGAUCUCAGGUAGGCCUGGAAAGAGGCAACAAUGCCUCUCUCUCAGACCACAGCCUCAGGAUAAAGCCCCACUGCUGGCAAGUAGGACCCCAGCGGCCCCAGCCCAGAAUCUGGUUAACUCCCAGAUUGAACUACCAUGAAACUGCACCGAAAGUCCGUGCUCAGUUUCUUCCACGGAUACAGAACACAGGCUCCAGACCGGGAGGGCAUCUUGCUAAAGAAGGGAGCCCGAAAUAUCAGCUAUCAACGCCGCUGGUUUGUCCUCCAGGGAAACCUCCUCUUCUACCUGGAGCACCAGGCAGACCGCACACCCCUGGGCCUCAUCCUCUUAGAAAACUGCCAGGUGGAGCCACGCCUCGGGGCCACAGAACCCUAUGCCUUUACCAUCUUGACCCCCUGGGUUGAGGGCACAGAAGGUGGGCGGACCUACAAGCUGGCAGCAGAAAACCAGGGAGAGCUGGCAGCAUGGCUGUGGGCACUGGCUGGGGUGAGCUGGAGGCGGCUGGUGGCGCUACUACCCCCACUGGAGGCCCAGUACCGGGAGCUGUGCCAGGCAGCUGGCCAAGAACCCAGCGCACCCCCAGAGGACUGUGGCUUCCUAGCCACCCUCAGUCCCCCCUCCAGCUUCCAGGAGUUGCACGAGCACUUUGGGAAAGAGAUCCGGGUGCUGCAGGUGGUGCGUAGAGGACUCCAGUCCAGUGACAACAGAGGCAGCAGAUCCCAGGCAAAGAGGGAGCAGGAGCUCAACAGUUGUUGAUGAGUGACUGAAAGAUGGACCAAAGGCCAAAAGGUCCCUUCCUGCCAAGACCAGCUGAGUGCUUCAGCAGACACCCAGAUCCUGGCCUGCUCCAUUGUUUCCUCCCCACCCCCACCCCACC
Acinonyx jubatus (cheetah) is the source of this 1219-nucleotide messenger RNA. Its product is annotated as sesquipedalian-1-like. Gene Ontology annotation, cellular component: recycling endosome; early endosome; trans-Golgi network. The transcript has 2 exons. Lineage: Eukaryota; Metazoa; Chordata; Mammalia; Carnivora; Felidae. Gene Ontology annotation, biological process: retrograde transport, endosome to Golgi; endosome organization; receptor recycling. The coding region runs from base 478 to 1098 and encodes 206 amino acids. The record is from RefSeq and is a predicted model, not a curated record.